UUACCGUUUUGAAACGAGCUACGGCAAGCAGAUAGUUUUGAACACUGGGUAAAUAUAUAUUUUGGAUAAUUGUUAACGACUGCAGUUUUAAUAAAAGGGUGCCAAUAAUUAUGGCCAACAUUCUUUGGAGAAAAAACAUUUAUAUUUACCCCCCUCUAUUACUUUCAAUGAAAGUUUAUAUUUUUGCGAAUUUUUUUCAUGAAAGAUCAAACGGAUAAACAAUGCAGAUUUAUGUUUACAGCCAUCUUUGAUUAUAUUUACCUGGGUUGCCAAUAAUUUUGACCAAAACUGUUGAAUUCACAAAAUCUGUUGAAUUCAAAAAAAUUAUUGAAUUCACUGAAGCUUUAGUGAACUUAGCAGAACUAGCCAUUCUUAUCUUGACUACCCACUGCUUUGACUUUGAAUUCAUAUUAUGGGGGAGUUUAAUUAAAGACAGAUAACUGUUGGCCCAUAUCUUCAUCAAAGUUUGCUGACCCAUGCACCAACUUUGGCCCGCCUUUCAUUCUCCUUCCAAUGCCUUUAAAAGCCUUGCAAUCUUUUAAAACUUCCAUCAGACCUGAAGAAAACAGUGCACAUUUGCGAACUGAAAAGAAGGAUAUUUUUACUGCAGAAAUUAACCAGUCAUGUUUUGGAAAAGCACACUUGUUGUGACUACUUUGAUUCUUCAUCUAAUUUCAUUGGGAGUGGGACAAAAAUUGUACCCUGAGGUGCUGCUGGAAUCAAACUUUCCUCCAGCCAGACCUUCGUAUUACAAUCUCAAGGCAAUCUGUUAUUAUGGCAAUGGCCGCCCCAGAUUCCCGGACUCCAUUUUCCCUUCAUCUGGUUAUGCUUACGCUCGUCGUGCUGGAAAUGCAGUAAACAGACUAGAGACAUGGUUCAGUUGGUGCUGCUAUAGAGGUUCAGCUUAUGUAAAUGAACAGACCCUUUGCUGUGCGAAACAGGCAUGGAAAACUGCUUUGUCCCAAUUCUGUAUUGAAGAGUACUCCACCAUGACCUUGGUCCAUGAGUGCUGUGAAAAGAAGAAAGAAGAAAGGUGGAACUGCUUUCAAAAAAAGGCUGCCAACCCCUUCUACCGACCCCUUUCUCGUUACAGGGCCCCCAUGAUAUCACCUAAAGGGAGUUUCAGAUGGGACCCCAACACCUGUUAAAGGUCAAGAUGCUAAAUGACAACCUGAGCAUUUUUUUUUGAUUUAGCAGCACAAAACCUGUGUCAAUAGAGCCACAUCAUUUUCAAGUAAAUUAAACAUGCAAUUUAUUUAUCUCCACAUGUAUUAUUGUAUACAGAAAACAUGCUAAAUACAAUGUGCAGCAGCUUGCUGUCACUCAAUGUAUUUCCAAAGUUGUAAAAAGAUUCAAAUAAAUCUGAAGCCUUUUCAUUGUUUAACCUUGAUUUUUCGCAUCUC
This is a messenger RNA of Pimephales promelas (fathead minnow), 1403 nucleotides long. It is a transcript of the gene ecm1a, whose product is annotated as extracellular matrix protein 1a. Gene Ontology annotation, biological process: regulation of bone mineralization; signal transduction. NCBI's taxonomy places the organism in Eukaryota, Metazoa, Chordata, Actinopteri, Cypriniformes, Leuciscidae. The record is from RefSeq and is a predicted model, not a curated record. Gene Ontology annotation, cellular component: extracellular region.